Rotaria sordida is the source of this 738-nucleotide messenger RNA. NCBI's taxonomy places the organism in Eukaryota, Metazoa, Rotifera, Eurotatoria, Philodinida, Philodinidae. The record is from the annotation of a GenBank genome assembly.
AUGAGUGGUUGGAUGCAAAGUUAUUCAGCAUCAAAGAAACUUGAUAUUCUAUUACAACGUAGUGCUCUUGUUGAUUCAGUACCAUUUGGUAAACGAGCUGAAAAUAAUAAAACAGCUGGCUCAACGCCAUUAAUUGAUGCAACUAAAUAUAAUCAUCCUGAAUGUGUUAAACAUUUAUUAGUACAUCAUGCUAAUCCAAAUCAUAAAAAUCAUUCGAGUAUAUCAGUAUUAAUACUUGCACCUGAACUACGUUAUUUUGAAUGUGUUAAAUUACACGUACAAGCUGGAGCUGAUCUAAAAUUAUCCUCAAGUAGUUCAGUAGCAUUAAGAUUGAAUUUAUGUGGUCAAACAUCAUUAUUUUGUGCAGCAAAAGAAGAUCGAACAGAUAUAGUUAAAUAUUUAUUAGACGAUGAAGCUAAUCGACAUGUUCAAAAUCAUUAUGGUGUUAGUGCUUUAUGCAUUCCAUCACAAAAAGGCAUAUUACAAGUUGUUGAAUUAUUAUUAAAUGACGGUACUGAAACACAUGUUACUCCGUUUGAUAGUCAAGCUGAUGAAUUAAAUAUAACUGUAACAAAACUCAGUUCAACAUCAUUUUUGUUGGCAUGUGAAAUAUGUAAUUUAGAUAUAAUUGAAGCUGGUGCUGAUUUUAAUUAUGCAGCAAGUGGUCUAGAGGUUGAUAAUUUAAAUAUGACUGAUCAAACAGUAUUUUAUUGUGGUUAUAUUAAACAAUCGUAUUGA